UGCUGCGACUGAGAAAUGGGCGUAACCAUGAAGGCUCCCUACAAGAGGCCAGGGGAGAAUGAAGACCAGGAGGAGGAGGCGGCAACGGCCGCUGGGCGUCUUGCAGCGACCUCGGAGGCCGAGGAGAGUUUGGAAGUUGAUUCAGACUCCGACCAGCAGACGGAAGGCAUCCAUCGGCCUGGAGAACUGGUCAAGGAUACCCUCUACCUGAGGUCUUGCCAGGCCCAUAGAGUUGUGCCUGCCUCCUGCUUUCUGCGCCAAAGGAAUGCCCCAGAGCUGAACCUGCGGCACCGUGGCCUGGGGCCCCAGGGUGCCCGGGCUCUGGCUUCUGCACUGAACUCCAAUCCCUAUGUCAAGCGGCUGGACCUUCGAGACAAUGGGCUCUGUGAGGCUGGUGUGGAGACCCUGGCAAGUGCCCUGAGCAAAAGCAGCAGCAUUUGUGAUGUGGACCUGUCGGAGAACCAGCUGGGAGCAGUGGGAGCCCGGGCUGUCUGUGCUGUCCUCGCGGUGAACCCAACCAUGCAGAAGAUACAUCUGGCAGGGAAUGGCCUGGACGAGCAAGCAGCUCCGUACCUUGCUGAACUCUUGCUGGCCCACACGGGCAUGAAAUCCCUGGACCUGAGCUAUAACCAGCUGAAUGACCAAUUUGACCUCAUGUAUGCAAAGCGAGCCUUUGUGCACUGGUACGUGGGGGAAGGCAUGGAGGAAGGGGAGUUCUCCGAGGCCCGGGAGGACCUGGCAGCUCUGGAGAAAGAUUAUGAAGAGGUGGGUGUGGAUUCCGUGGAAGCAGAGGCUGAAGAAGGGGAAGAAUACUGA
Molecule: messenger RNA, 816 nt
Organism: Suricata suricatta (meerkat)
Lineage: Eukaryota; Metazoa; Chordata; Mammalia; Carnivora; Herpestidae
Product: leucine-rich repeat-containing protein 74B-like
Exons: 5
Coding region: 16-816 (266 amino acids)
Molecular function (GO): protein binding
Source: RefSeq, a predicted model, not a curated record